UCUGCGGCGUCUGAGAGCCCGAGACGACGGAGCGGAGCAGGCCGGUGCCGGGAAGGGUCAGGACGGGGAGAGACGCGGUGGGAAGACGUGCAGCGCGCGACCACCGGAGGGUUCAGGCCAGGGGCUGCAUGGCGAAACGGGGAGAAGAAGGAUUUGAAGGUCUUAAGGUGGAUCAGUUUCAUCGCCACACAAGUCCCUCAACAUUUUAAUGAUUUUUAUUUUAUUUGUGUUGAUUUUAAAUGCAUCAAUCAAGACUGUAGUGUGUUUUAUUUGAUCAUGCCUCUUGAUCUGGACUGUGACGCAGCAUCGAAAGAAACGAGUCCAGAGGCGAAACAGGAAGUGUGUGAGGUCACACAGGAAAAGAGUGAAAAAGACACACCGACACGGAGAGUCGGACGGCCCGCUCGGAAACGCAAAGCACCAAUUGUGGAUAGUUGCGGCCGCGUGGCCUGUAUGAAGCAGACUGGGUGUAACGGCGAAACAGAGAGGCGGGUUUCACAGAAAAACCUUGAGCGGAAUGACUCCUCCCCUGACUCUGCCCACCACAAUGGCUCAGACAUUCCCCCUGGACCAGAUGAAGACUCCGCCCCAUCCACUCCUCGGAAGAAACGAGGGCGACGGAAACUCGAGCACCCAGAACAACAUGUGGAGGACGACGACACCGGUAGUGACACCAGCAGAGGAGAGAGUGAUGGAGGCCGUCAGAGGGCCCGACAAGGCUGGGACAUCAAUCUGAGGAGACAACCCGUACAGAGAGAGACCUUCCAGGCUGGAGACCCUUAUCACAUCAGUCGCAAAGAAAGGGAGGAGUUGCUCGCCCGCUGGAGGAAAGAUAAGCAGGACAAAACCCACCUGGGGACUGUCAUGAAUGACACAAUGGACGACCAGUCAGCAGUGGGCUCUCAGAAAGAGGAGGAGGAGUCCGUGAUCAAUCUUUCAUCCAUGGCCACACCCCAACAGCAGCACACUGACCCCGCCUCCCCAACGGUUGCCACAACGCCUGAGCCGCCUCCUGUCGCCUGCGUUAACAAAGUGAUUGAGCGAGCUUCAGGGAUGGACAUGAAUUAUGAGGAUGGCCAUGGGUUCGGCAUCGGAGAGCUCGUCUGGGGUAAGUUACGGGGGUUCUCCUGGUGGCCUGGGCGGAUCGUGUCGUGGUGGAUGACGGGUCGCAGUAGAGCGGCUGAAGGGACGCGCUGGGUCAUGUGGUUUGGAGAUGGCAAAUUCUCAGUGGUGUGUGUGGAGAAGCUGUUACCCUUGAGUUCAUUUUGCACUUCUUUCCAUCAGCCCACUUACAACAAACAGCCCAUGUACAGAAAAGCUAUCUACGAAGUUUUACAGACGGCGAGCACCCGUGCUGGUAAACCAUUCCCUGGGUGUGUGUCCACGGAUGACUCUGAAUCUGGGAAGAGUGUGGAACAGCAGACAAGACAGAUGAUUGAAUGGGCUAGUGCUGGAUUUCUCCCCUCUGGAGCCAAAGGCCUGGAGCCGCCACCAGCUGAGCGGAACCCGUAUACUGAGGUGUAUCCAGAGAUGUGGGUGGAGCCUGAGGCUGCUGCCUACACAGCUCCACCCGCUGCAAAGAAACCCAGGAAGAACAGCGUGGAGAAACCCAAAAUCAAAGAGAUUAUAGAUGAAGGAACCAGAGAGAGACUUGUGUAUGAGAUCAGGCAGAAAUGUCGUAAUAUUGAAGAUGUCUGUAUUUCCUGUGGAAGUCUGAAUGUAUCAUUAGAGCACCCUCUUUUUAUCGGAGCCAUGUGCCAGAGUUGCAAGAACUGUUUCCUGGAGUGUGCGUAUCAGUAUGAUGAUGAUGGUUAUCAGUCGUACUGCACCAUCUGCUGUGGAGGAAGAGAAGUGCUCAUGUGUGGAAACAACAACUGCUGCAGGUGUUUCUGUGUGGAGUGUGUGGAUCUGCUCGUGGGCUCUGGUUCGGCACAGUUAGCGAUAAGUGAAGACCCCUGGAACUGUUACAUGUGCUGCAGCAAAAAUGUGUUAGGACUCCUGAAACGCAGAGACGACUGGCCCUCACGCCUGCAGCUGUUCUUCGCCAACAACCAUGACCAGGACUUUGAGCCUCCAAAGUUGUAUGCACCAGUAGCAGCAGAGAAGAGACAGCCAAUCAGAGUGCUCUCUUUAUUUGAUGGCAUCGCUACAGGGCUUCUGGUGUUGAAGGAUCUGGGUAUACAGGUGAAGCGCUAUGUUGCGUCAGAGGUGUGUGAAGACUCCAUCACUGUCGGGAUGGUGCGACACCAGGGACGAAUCACGUAUGUGGGGGACGUCAGGAAUGUCACACGCAAACAUAUUCAGGAGUGGGGGCCGUUUGAUCUUGUGAUUGGUGGAAGCCCCUGUAACGAUCUGUCGAUCGUGAACCCGGCCAGGAAAGGCCUUUAUGAGGGCACAGGUCGUCUGUUUUUUGAGUUUUACCGGCUGCUUCAUGAAGCUCGGCCCAAAGACGGAGACGACAGACCGUUCUUCUGGCUGUUUGAAAAUGUUGUUGCUAUGGGAGUCAGUGACAAAAGAGACAUUUCACGCUUUCUGGAGUGUAAUCCAGUUAUGAUUGAUGCUAAGGAAGUGUCUGCUGCACACAGAGCUCGAUACUUCUGGGGCAACUUACCUGGAAUGAACAGGCCGCUGACUGCCAUGGCAAAUGAUAAGCUUGACUUACAAGACUGUCUGGAACAUGGACGCACAGCCAAGUUUGGCAAAGUGCGAACCAUCACGACUCGCUCAAACUCCAUAAAACAGGGCAAAGACCAGCAUUACCCCGUUUACAUGAACAACAAAGAGGAUAUCUUGUGGUGCACAGAGAUGGAGAGAGUUUUCGGCUUUCCCGUCCAUUACACUGACGUGUCUAACAUGAGUCGUCUCGCCAGGCAAAGGCUUCUGGGAAGGUCGUGGAGCGUGCCUGUCAUUCGCCACCUCUUUGCUCCGCUGAAAGACUACUUUGCCUGAGUCUGAAACUCCAAAUGCCAUGAUGUCCCUCCCCUUCCUUAUUUGCAUAUCCAAUAAGCUCCACCUUCUUGUGUUCAUGUUGCUGGUGGCCUGUAAAUGGCUGGUGCUAUUCUGAUAUUUACCCACUAGACAGCCAUACUUCAGCUAUUUAUUUACAAACAUAACUGAGUCCACAAUUGUAUUUCUUAUUUUAUCUUUUUUUGUACUUUAUUGUCCGUUGUUUUAGUUUGUUGUCAUGUUCCAGCUGUGACGACUCUUUCUCUCUCACAAAACUAACCGAGACAAAUUUAUGUGUGUUUGCAAGUGUACGUUUGUCCAUGCGCUGAUAUAUAUAGAGCACAAAUCACUAGUUAGGCUUAUUCUCCAACCCUUAAUCUAAUAAUACCCUGUGCCCUAAGCAGGUAUGAUCCGACAGUUGUCGAACGUCAAGUCAUUUUUCUGUCCUUAUUGAAAUCGAAAUGCUGCCAUGAAUGCAUUAAAAUCACUACCAAUCAGAAUAUAUUCGAUGUUUAACCCUCAGAGACCCAAGCACUGAAAUUGGUGCUGUUUUUAUCAAUUAUGUGACUAGCAAGCUGUGCCAAAACUGUUAUAUGUUGUUAUACAGUUCAGAGUGUCAGCUGUUGUGAUGUGUAGUUUUUACUCAUAUGCAAUGACAAAUAGAUACUAUUUAAUUCUACUACGCUGGGUCUCUGAAGGAUUAUCAUAAAUACGAGUUUCCUACUCGGAACAACCCCUCAAAUCGUAAUUACGACUUCGAAACUCAGAGAUCAUUUUGAUACCCUAGUUUCCAAGUUAGGAGGAGACGUAAACUUUCAACCUGGCAGAGGAGAGUACGGUUUCUGUAGUGAAUAAUAUGUUUUAUUCAUUUUUCCAAAUACAGCUAAUUGCUAGCGCUUAAUGUUUCGGCAAUAUACAUUAAUGUACAUUAUUAUCCAUUAGAUGCAUGUACAUUUUAAACAGAGAAAAUCGCAUGUAUUUGACCAAAAUUCCAUUAUCGUCAGCAAGCUGACUGAGUAACAUGUAUCACGGUGUCAAAAUAAGAGUUCCCCAAAAAAUAUACAAGAAUGAAGCUGGAGUCCUCCAUGUUUUGUGUUCUUUCCAACAACAAAGCACUUAAACUCGACAUACUCGUAAUUACGACUGUAGAAGUGGGACGUAGGAUAAUUCCGACACAUAAAGGCAGUACUAAUUUCUGGGUCAUGUUUCCUCCCAAAAUCAAAAGGACAUUUUUAUAUCUUUUAUUUUUCAUAAAGAUAAUGAAGCAUAUUUAAGGACUAUUAAUACUAUUAAUUUUCAUGACAAUUAGGCACAAUACCCCUAAAUUCUCAUUAAUGCUCUCCAAAACAUUUGAAUUCUCAUUGCUGAAUGAAACAAAAACAAAACAUUUAUUUAUUAUAUAAAUUGUGUCAUACAAUGUGAUUUUUAAACCCCAAAAAAAAACGUAUACAGUAAUUUAUUGCCAUAGAAUUAAUGGUCCUAAAAAAUUUCUUGGUGCAAAACAUAAAACAUUUUUUUUUUAUGUAUUUAUUUUUUUGGGGUGAAAUAUGAUCUCAGUGUAUUUUUUGCCAGAUUCACCCAUACAGCUAUGUGAAACGGGAUUUUGACUAGUGAGAGUUCACUGUGGGUGGAGCUACGAACAGCUAAACAUCAUGAGGAGGUCACGACUGGUUAGGACAAAAAUAGGAUGCGAUUUGUCGUUUGAUGCCUUAACGUGUCAUUCCUGGUUAGGACAUGGUAUAAGUGUCUGGCACAUGUACACAAACAUACAUUUUCACACAUAAACACACAUAUACACACACACACACUUCCUGUGAGAGAGAAGCUGUGCUUGAAGAAUCAACAUUACACUGUUUACAGAUGAUUUUACGGUACUACUAAACUAGAUACACUUCACAACUCGACUAACUUGACUAUGGUGCUCUCUCUAUAGAUAUAUAGAUAUAUUUCUCUCUCACUCUUAGCAAUACCAACGCAAUGCACAGCCACAGAUGAGGCCUUUCUGCUGGGAGCCUAUAGGGUACAUACAUUGAGAGAGCUGCAUUACACACUCAUAUACAUCUUCUCACGCUGGAAACUUAAAGGGGUAGUUAACACAAAUGUACUCUCAUGUUCCAUUCACGACACUCCUCUUCCUGUAAUUUGUUUGCUGUCGUCUUGAUGCAAUAUUGAUGCAUCAAACAGAAGCCAAAAUCAAACCUUCCACAUACAGCAAUCAGCCACAACAUUAAA
Molecule: messenger RNA, 5178 nt
Organism: Xyrauchen texanus (razorback sucker)
Lineage: Eukaryota; Metazoa; Chordata; Actinopteri; Cypriniformes; Catostomidae
Gene: dnmt3aa
Product: DNA (cytosine-5-)-methyltransferase 3 alpha a
Exons: 23
Coding region: 277-2949 (890 amino acids)
Biological process (GO): negative regulation of DNA-templated transcription
Cellular component (GO): cytoplasm; nucleus
Molecular function (GO): methyltransferase activity
Source: RefSeq, a predicted model, not a curated record